Molecule: messenger RNA, 759 nt
Organism: Mesorhabditis spiculigera
Lineage: Eukaryota; Metazoa; Nematoda; Chromadorea; Rhabditida; Rhabditidae
Source: the annotation of a GenBank genome assembly
AUGUGUUCGAGGGCUUUGGCUUUUCUUUUGGGAAUAUUAAUUGCUGUUGGCUAUGCUAUCGAUGUGAAGAUUAGGCCGGAGAAGAGCUCGGUUGAGUUGGAGGUUGGGGCUCAAUUGAGUCUUCUCUGCAAAGUCGAAGGGCUCGCUGAUACUGACAAGCCGGGAAUCACUUGGAGUCGCCAUAGUGGACUGCCGAUCCGGGAUACGGUAGAAGUGGCUCGGCUGGAUAGCCACACUCUAGCGCUGGUGAUCAAUCGAACGAUCGCCAGGGAUUCGGGAGUGUAUAGCUGCAUGGCGGUAUCUGAUAACGAGACGGCGUCCAAGAGCAUUGAUGUCCAUGUUUUUGGGCACGGCGAACCCGAUAGCAUCUUUCUGGAGCACGGUGUUCAAAAGAACGUCAAAAUUCCAAGUCUGGUCGAGGGAAAAUCGGUCGAUCUGUCCUGCGAAUUGAAAACAGGCAGUAACCAAUUUAUCACGACAUGGUCCCGCAACGACAUCAUGCUGGACAAGGACUCCGUCCGCGACAACCUGAAUUGGGGACUUCUAAAGGGAGGCGCUGUGUUGAGGAUCAAAAACUACAACCCGAGCACGGAUUCCGGGCGUUACGAUUGUGGUGUAGCUCCGAAAGAUCCUCUUGCUGAAGUGACUUGGCGCACCUUCUACUUGGGUCCACAAAAGGAAGACCGAAGCGGUUUUUCGCUGUGUCGCAAAGUAUGCCAAGAUACCUGCAACAACGUCAUUGUCAACCAUCGUCGCAAC